This is a messenger RNA of Daphnia carinata, 904 nucleotides long. RefSeq names its product rRNA-processing protein UTP23 homolog. Gene Ontology annotation, molecular function: small ribosomal subunit rRNA binding. The record is from RefSeq and is a predicted model, not a curated record. Gene Ontology annotation, cellular component: nucleolus; small-subunit processome. The transcript has 4 exons. Bases 57 to 839 code for a protein of 260 amino acids. NCBI's taxonomy places the organism in Eukaryota, Metazoa, Arthropoda, Branchiopoda, Diplostraca, Daphniidae.
AUUGGAAGUAAUUUACUACAGGAACACACGAUCGUGCACUUUAUUUGGUUUUUACCAUGAAGAUCACGCAGAAACGGAAAGUCAACCGUUACAUGAGCUUCUUCCGUAACAACUAUGGAUUUCACGUACCUUAUCAGGUGUUAAUUGAUGGUACUUUUUGUUUGGCAGCCCUUGAGGGGCAGGUAAGAGUUGGUGAACAACUCUCCAAGUACUUUCAAAGUGAACUAAAAUUGUUAACCACACAGUGUGUUAUUCUUGAAAUGGAAAAAAUAGGCCCGUCAAUAAAUGGUGCAUUAAGUAUCUGCAAGCAAUUUGCUGUUCAUAAAUGUGGACAUGAAAAAAAACCUGUUCUUGCAUCAAAAUGUCUCGAGUCCAUGAUUGCGGACAACAAUCCCAAUAGGUAUAUUAUUGCAACACAAGAUCCAAGUUUGAGGGAAGUUGCGAGGGCUGUUCCCGGGACACCAGUUCUUUACCUACAUAUUCGCUCUCCUACACUUGAAAAACCAUCACAGCAAAGCACCGAGUUGGCUGGAGCCACUAUCAAAUCAAGUAUUCAUGACCAGGGCUGUACUAUGGAACGAUUGCGUCAACUAAAAAAACAGGAACUCGGCAGUCAAACUGGGGAAGAAAAACGGUUCAAAAGAAGGAAAGCAAAAGGACCAAACCCUUUAUCCUGCAAGAAGAAGAAGAAGAAAAUUGGCACUCGAGAACCGUCACAGAAAGCCUUGACAUCUUCGGUUCAAGCGCAGCGCCCAAAGAGGCGGAAGCGUGUCAAAAUAGCCGAACACAUUCGUCAAGAGUUGGCAGCUCGUUUAAAUGUACCAAGGACCACAGAUUAAUUGUUUAUUGACGUGAAUCGAAACUAGGUCUUCUGGCUAAUACAAUCUUCUCGUCCGUUUCAUGA